AUGGAAACCGAAACCACUCCAAAACUAGGGCAAAGCGUGGUAACAAGAGAUCAAAGUGAUCUGGAGAAGAAACAGCAGUUGUCUGACUCAGAAUGUGAGCUCGAUCAAAACAAGCAAAGAAAAAUGGAAAAAGAUCAAACCGACGAUGAGAUAAAUAUUCCUACUCCCUUAUUUCUUGUGCUAAGUCAUAAGGAAGGUGGAAAAACCUUUACUAAGGUGAGCCCGUUCCUUAUCCACAAAUCUUUAGUAGCCUGUGGAGGGCAACCUAAAUCUAUAAGGAAGCUGAGGAAUGGAACUAUCCUGGUGGAGGCUGCAAAUUGCAUCCAAUUCAAGAAGUUACUUAAAAUGACGAGUUUUUUCGACCAGGUAGCGAUUACUGUCCAGCCUCAUGCCUCUCUGAACUCUUCCAAGGGAAUCGUUUUCUGUCGAGACCUUAUGGACUGCAGUGAAGAGGAAAUAAAGGUUGAGCUGCAGUGCGAAAUGGUGACUGAUGUGGUCAGGAUUGUUCGGACCGAAAACGGGGUAAAGGUUCCUACCCCGGGUCUUAUUAUAACAUUUGCAAAACCCCAUCCACCAGAAACCAUCAAAGCCGGAUAUUUGUCUCUAUCUGUGCGGCCGUACUUUAAAAACCCCCAGCGGUGUUUCCGCUGUCAGAGGUUCGGGCACUCCAGUAAAGUGUGUUCGAACCCGGAGACAUGUUCCCGCUGUGGUGAUGAAGGACACCAAGAGGAGGGGUGCAAAAAUGAGACGCGAUGCAUCAAUUGCAAGGGAAAACAUCCGGCAUACUCAAGAGAGUGUAAUAUCUUUAAAGAAGAAAAAUAA
Messenger RNA from Homalodisca vitripennis (glassy-winged sharpshooter), 822 nucleotides. RefSeq lists its product as uncharacterized. The coding region runs from base 1 to 822 and encodes 273 amino acids. Gene Ontology annotation, molecular function: nucleic acid binding; zinc ion binding. The transcript has a single exon. NCBI's taxonomy places the organism in Eukaryota, Metazoa, Arthropoda, Insecta, Hemiptera, Cicadellidae. The record is from RefSeq and is a predicted model, not a curated record.